Messenger RNA from Paramecium octaurelia, 1111 nucleotides. NCBI's taxonomy places the organism in Eukaryota, Ciliophora, Oligohymenophorea, Peniculida, Parameciidae. The record is from the annotation of a GenBank genome assembly.
AUGAACUAUAAUAAUACAACUCAUAGAAGAACUUAAUCUAAUAAUGAUAUCCAACAAAUAUUAUGUGCUAGAAUUGCUGGUUUAGUAGAAGACGAAUAUUAGCAAUAGAAGCUUGAUCCCAAAAGAAUCAAUCUAGGAUCUACUCUGUUUCAAAUUCCUGAAUAGAACGAUCUCAUAUCAUCAGUUGAACAAACAACUGAAUCCUCUAAACAACAUACCUAAAUGAUCAAAGAUUUAAAUUUAUCCAAUCUGAAACCCAAUCCAUAAUAUGACAAAGAAAAUUGUAAAAACCUCUCCUCUUGUUCUGCUCUCAUUAAUUAAAUCCAAUAAAUAGUCAAGUCUGGAUCCAAUAAUAAAGAAUCUCUAUCAAAAAAACCAUUCACUUCAAUUAAUGAAGUCAUAAACAAAAAAUCUUCAACUCAAACUUAGAUGAGUUUUACCUAAGAACUCUUGAAAAGAUAAGGAUCUAACCAUCUACAAUAGCAAUAAGGAUAACCACUUAAGUAAAAUGUUACUCCUGACAGAAAAAGAGGUCCUUCUUACAGUAAUAAACCCACAAAUCAAAAAUAGCAGAAUGACUCUACACCAAAUGAAAUGUCAGGGAAAGAUUAUCUUAAAAGUAACUGCCCCAUUUCUACCUUCAAUAAUCUUAUUCGAUAAGAUUAAAAGAACUCUAAUUUUGAAGUUUGUGAUUCCUAUAGAAAUCUUGAACUCAAAAUGAAAAAAAUUGAACAAGAAAUUAGCACCAUUAAGUAAAGGCAGGAUCAUCUCGAUGAAACAAAUAGAAAUAUUCAAAAUCAAUUAAAAGAGUUCAUAAAUGAUAACAAAUAGUAAUAAGAAGUAAUUCUAUCUCUAUUUACAAUUAGUAUGAUUCUCAACAAUUAGAGAAAAUAGAACAACUCGAAUAAAUCACAAAAAGAAAUGAAGAAUCAAUAUCCUGUCUCAAGAAUCUUUUGAUAAACAAUAAUGCAAAUCAUAAAAGAAGUGAUUAAAACAAUAUCAAUUUUGGGUAAAAUAAUUUUGAUCAUUUAGAAAUAAAUAAUAAUUAGAUAGCAAUGACUUACAGAAGAAAGUUGUCGACUUUAGAACUUUGAAUCAUAAAGUAUUUUGA